UACAAAUACCCUUUUUGCGCGAGGUGAUUGGGCAUGGGAGUCGAAGUAAAUUAGUAAACACGCCAUCUGGCUUGAUUCCGUGAAGGGAAGAGUGCGACCAUCGAAAAUUUCUCACCCGCAACUUCAUUCGAAGCUUUCGUGGGGAUAAGAAAACUAAACAGUAGAGCAACCUCAGAAGACGAGUAUGGAUGAAGUUAAUCAAACCUUAAAGAAGCAGAUAGCAGCACUUUUGCGGGUUAUCUCUGCAGCUAAUUACUAUAAACAGGAUAAUGUUCCUUGCCAAAUCGAAGAGGGUCUUUUCUUGGGUUCAGUUGGCGCUGCAGCUAACAAGGAUGCACUUAAAAACUUUAAUGUUACUCAUGUUUUAACUGUGGCUAAUACUCUGACACCCGCACAUCCUGAUGAUUUUGUAUAUAAAACUAUAAAUGUUGUUGACAGAGAGGACGCAGACAUAAAACAAUACUUCAACGAGUGCUUUGAUUUUAUUGAUGAAGGAAAAAGAGUUGGAGGGACUUUAGUUCAUUGCUUUGCUGGAAGAUCCAGGAGUUUCAAAUUGAGAAGAUUCGUGAAUUUGGCUCUGAUUUGCUUCUGGAUACAAGAAUCAAGUGUCGCAGUGCAGAAGUCAAAGGCGAUUGGUGAUACUUUGUAAACAUGAAGGUAAAUAAGAUUUACCGUGAAUCCAGAAAAUGUAUCAAGACGGCAUGAGACCGUCCUUGACAGUAGUGCAUGUUGGACCGUUAUUAAUCUUAGUACCGGAGUUUCGGAUUCAAUAUAAUUUCAGUACCGUGUUGGAAUCUUUCUUCAUGAGAAAAAGAAAGUAUUCUGAUUUAUGACAUGCCAACCAUGUCUAAUAAGUUUUGCUUUUCCUUACAAAUGUAAUGCCUUAAUUUGCUGCUCGCGGUGGCCAGGAAUCCAAGGGAAUACGUUAAUUGAAUA
Messenger RNA from Neltuma alba, 936 nucleotides. RefSeq names its product dual specificity protein phosphatase 1-like. The record is from RefSeq and is a predicted model, not a curated record. The coding region runs from base 185 to 649 and encodes 154 amino acids. Gene Ontology annotation, biological process: peptidyl-tyrosine dephosphorylation; negative regulation of MAPK cascade. Gene Ontology annotation, cellular component: cytoplasm. Gene Ontology annotation, molecular function: MAP kinase tyrosine phosphatase activity; MAP kinase tyrosine/serine/threonine phosphatase activity; protein tyrosine/threonine phosphatase activity. NCBI's taxonomy places the organism in Eukaryota, Viridiplantae, Streptophyta, Magnoliopsida, Fabales, Fabaceae. The transcript has 5 exons.